CCGAAAAUGAAUAAGUUGCGAGGAGGCACGUUUGCUAUCGCAGUCGAGUUUAUCUGCCCAUUGUAGUUCAAAGCAAAAUGGUUGCAUUGCCCUGUUGUACACAUCCGCGCAAAAUACGGGACUUUUCUUUGAGUAGAAAAAUUGGGCGCCGAACGGACGGCAUCUCAAGAAAUUACCCCGAUUAGUUAACGCCAGCAGCGGUCUGUAUUACUGAAGUUCCGCUUACUGAAACCCCAAGAUGUCGCUAGUGGACAUGGGAAAAAAGCUGCUAGAAGCGGCUCGAUCAGGACAGGAUGACGAGGUGCGGAUCUUAAUGGCCAACGGAGCACCGUUCACGACAGACUGGCUGGGGACCUCGCCUCUUCACCUCUCGGCCCAGUAUGGCCAUUACUCCACCACGGAGGUGCUUCUGAGGGCGGGCGUGAGCCGGGACGCCCGCACCAAAGUGGACAGGACCCCCCUGCACAUGGCGGCCGCGGAGGGCCACUCCAGGAUUGUGGAGGUGCUGCUGAAGCACGGGGCUGACGUCAAUGCCAAAGACAUGCUGAAGAUGACCGCGCUCCACUGGGCCACAGAACAUGGCCACCCCAACGUCGUCGAGCUGCUCAUCAAGUACGGGGCCGACGUCCACGCACAGAGCAAGUUCUGCAAAAACGCACUGGACAUCGCUGUGGACAACUGUAAUGAGGAGCUGGCGGAGAUUCUGCAGGUGUCCAUGCAGAACCAGAUAAAUACAAACCCGGAGAGUCCUGACACCGUGACGAUACACACGGCAACUCCGCAGUUCCUCAUCGGCCCCGGGGGCUUGGUCAACCUCACUGGUCUGGUUUCUGCAGGAAACUCCUCCAAGUCGGCAGUGAUGGCAACAGAGGAGGUGGUGACCGCAGACUCAGUGGACGGAACCAUCCAGCAGGUGCUCAGCGCAGGGGGUCAGCAAGUCAUCACUAUUGUAACAGACGGCAUCCAACUCGGCAACCUACAGGCGGCCGGUAGCAUCGGCCAGCCCAUUAUUGUGACGAUGCCAGACGGCCAGCAAGUGUUAACAGUUCCCGCCACAGACGUUGCAGAGGAAACCGUUGUCAGUGAAGAGCCAAUGGCAAAGCGGCAGCGCAUCGAGUUCAUUGAAAAUCACGUUGAAAGUCCAGAAUUCGAGGAGAAGGAAACGUUGCAGAAGCAGCUAGAGGAGGCAAACCGGGAAGCGCAGAAAUACCGACAACAGCUUCUGAAGAAGGAACAGGAAGCGGAAGCGUUCAGACAGAAACUAGAGGCCAUCACGCGCCACCAGAGCGGAAAGAAAGCCGCGUGAGGCAUCGCGUCUCACCGAGGACUUGUCUUGACCAGGCGCAUCUCAGACUGACCGAUCGCAGAUACCGCUAAAUAAGACCGUCGUGAGGGAUUAGGAAUGAACGAAUUACAGAAUGUCGGAGACUGGAGGAUUCUGGAUGUGGAUCGAGAAAGUCCAGUCGGGAACCUCUACGUAUAACUGAGACGUUUAUCAUGUUCUCUUUCGCAAGGAGCUCUAAAGGUGCUCUGACAGACGGACAUCGUUGGGUUUUGCGUUACUUUGUAAAUAAUGCGGGCUGAUUUUGGAUUUAGGUUUGCUGUAUGUUCUUUUUAUACCCUUAUUUUUAUUUUAUUUUUUAAACGAUUGGUGCAAAAUUAACUCAACCUUUGCAUCAAAACGAAUUCAACGUUUGCACUGCGCUUCUACUCAGAAUAAUUUGUUUUCCAGAAUUAAUUACUUUUAAUCCAGAAAAAGACAUGCAUUCUUUGUAAAUAGUAGGCCUAUUUCUGAAACCAGAAGAAAAUCGAAUUCUACUCGUUUUGCAUUGGAAUUGAUGUGAUCUUUGGGAAUGUAUGAUGUCAUUACAAUCCAGUACAAACACUACAUAAACAGCCAAUAUUUUAUGUU
This is a messenger RNA of Conger conger (European conger), 1912 nucleotides long. RefSeq names its product GA binding protein transcription factor subunit beta 1 (gene gabpb1). Gene Ontology annotation, cellular component: nucleus. The transcript has 8 exons. NCBI's taxonomy places the organism in Eukaryota, Metazoa, Chordata, Actinopteri, Anguilliformes, Congridae. Gene Ontology annotation, biological process: positive regulation of transcription by RNA polymerase II. Bases 239 to 1306 code for a protein of 355 amino acids. The record is from RefSeq and is a predicted model, not a curated record. Gene Ontology annotation, molecular function: protein binding; transcription cis-regulatory region binding.